UUCUUAUAGGUCGCUUUUGAUGUUUGCUGAGGGAUCCUCCCAGGAAGUCGCGCGCAGCCCAGAGCUGGAAGUUGUGAAAGGGUGAAAUUAAAGUUUAAACGGGACGGUAGAAGCGCUAGGCAAACCCGCAGCGUGGGUGUCAGUGUGUGUGAUGUGAGGGUGUGUAUAAGUGUGUGUGUUCGUGUGUUUAUUCCGGAGUUGUUGCGUCCUGAGCUUUCUGUGCUCGCGCUGCUGUAGUAGCUUUAGCUUCACAGCGCUCGCGCACAGCAACAGGUAGAGCCGCGCGAUUACAAAACGUCACUAAUGGACCAGUGAUCGAUAAUCGGAAGUUCUGCGCAUCCCGAUCAUCCUCCUGCAGAUCAUAAACAUGACGCCUGACCUGCUUAACUUCAAGAAAGGAUGGAUGUCAAAACUGGACGAAAAUGGAGAGUGUGUGUGUGUGUACACAGUGGAAGAAACACUGGUUUGUGCUGACGGACGCUGGUCUUAAGUACUACAGAGAUUCUGGAGCAGAAGAGAAAGAGGAGCUGGAUGGGGAGAUAGAUCUCAGAUCAUGUGUGAAGGUCUCAGAGUUUGAUGUGGAAAGGAACUAUGGGUUUCAGAUUCAGACAAAGGAUGCUGUGUUUACAUUGUCGGCGAUGACGGCCGGUAUCAGGAGAAACUGGAUUGAGGUUCUAAGGAAAAGCAUCAGACCCAGCAGCUCUCCUGACCUAACACAGCUUCCAGACAGUAGCAGUGAUAAAGAAAACUCUCGUCAUCCAUCCUCCCGGCGUCUUCUCUCCCAAUCAGAAACUUCCUCCGCUCCAAACCCCACCCACCGCAGAUUUGAUUACGUUGAGCUGUCUCCUGUAGCCAGCCCCCUUGUCCCCACCCCAUCCAAUCAGAGAGAGGCUGGGGAAGGGCAGGUCCGUGAUCAUGGCCAGUGGCAAGAAGAGAGAGUCAGAGACCCUUCCCAAAGCGAAUGGGAGGGGGUGCUGCAUCGUAAGGGGGCAGUGACAGCUUCGGAACAGAAACGAAUCGAGGAGGAGAUAGAGAGGAAGUGGGCGGAGUUUGAGCGUCUGCCGCUCAAAGAGAUGAGAUCACUUCCUGCAUUGGGGUCACGGUCUGGCCCGUUAGCCAAUGAGGCGCUGCAGAGGGAGGUGGCAUCUCUGAGGCAGCAGCUGGAGCGAGUGCAGGGUGGUGGGGGUGUGUGUGGGGGAUGUGUGUGUGGGGAAAUAUGUGGGGGUGUGUGUGGUGUGAGUUUGGAGCAGAUGGAGCGUGCUCACAGACAGGCUCUAGAGGAGCUGCAAAGGAAGCAUGAGCGUCAGACAGCUGAGCUGGAGAGAGAGAGAGAGAGAUUACUGCAGGAGGAAACACAGGCUACGGCGCGUGCUAUGGAAGCCCUGAAGAAGGCUCAUAAGGAAGAGCUGGAGCGUGAGGUGCAGAAAGCUAAAAGCUUGGCGACACACACAGCAGGCACACAAUCUCUCAGAGACCAGCAGCAGUUGGAGUUACUCUCUCUGGGCAGAGAAUUGCAGGCUCUGUCUGAGCGUUACUCUCAGAAAUGCCUGGAGCUAAAUCGCGCCCAGCAGCACAGCGGAGAGAGGGAGAGAGAGAUCAAUCAGAAGCACAGAGAGAUAGAGCAGCUGAAAAAAGAAAACAAGGACCUGCACACUCGUUUAACAGAAGAGAUUCGGCGAAUGCGCUCAUUUGUCACGGGUCAAGGGUCAGAGGAGGUUGCUGCCAUUGACCAAAAGGAGCGUCCAGGUUGCGAGCUGGAGGUGUUGCUGAGAGUGAAGCAGAAUGAGGUGGAGUAUUUACAUAAAGAGAUCAUGUGCCUGCGGAACGAAGUGCAGUUUCUCAACACGGAGAAGCAGGGUGUGUGUGCACGCUAUAAGGAUGUGUGUGAGGAGCUGCGGGGGAUGAAGGAGCGCAGUGAGAGAGAGGUUCAGACUCUGAGGGAGCACCUGAGACUGGCCAUGGCAGCGCUGCAGGAGGGCCAGCUCCUCAGCAACAGCCUGCAGCACUGACCCCUAUUGGACACACAACAGCUGAAGUGGAGGAGCCAGGUGGAGCAUGUGCCUUGCAUUUCAAUCCAGUCAGCCAAUCAGCAGCAGGGAACUGCCUCAGCUAACCUGUCCUGAUACACUGGGUCGCUUCAAUCUGUCUCUGCACUUUUUAUCAUGUGUGAUUGCUGUCUUUUUUGUCUUUUUAUCUUUUAUCAUAUUGUAUUUUACUGAGAGAGAAUCCUUGAGUCUGAAAGACAUGAAUCAAAACUUAAGCACAUGGAGGAAAAAAACAUGGGACUGAACUGGAAUAUUUUUGCUCUCGGGGGCUUUUUUACAACAGGAAACUUGGAGAAAACCUGGAAAACCACAGGAAGAAUACUGAAACUGAAACUUGUAAACUCAUCUCAUCUACUGUGGCACGAUGUAUGUGGAUCCGUGCUCAUGUUUUCAUGAUUUUUCCAGCAUAGGUAACACACUGUUUAGGAUGGUUAUGUGUUGCUGUGUGUUUGUGUUGUGGAAAAUCUCAGUCCAGCACACCCCCAACACACUUCAACCCCAACAUUCUAUAAAACGUAGACUUCUUAUGUGUGUUAACCCCUUAAACUCCUCAAGUGUCUGUCUGUGCGAUGCACACCUCAGUUCCUCUCCCUCAUAGCUACAUAAUUUACAUAUUAGUCUAAUAGUAGCUAGUGAUUUUUUUGUAACAGUUAAAUAUUAAGAAUUGCAGUUAAUAGUAAUUCUGGAGCUUAAGGGGUACGUCACUUGGAUUUAUUUGUCCAGGUGUGUUACCUGUGUGUGCAGAGCUAUAGAGUGCUGGUCAUCUGGCUGAGACUGUUAGGCACAAAAUGUGGACGAUCAGGGGGUGAGUGAGGCCUGAGAUCCUGGAACAGUAGCACAGCUCACUAUUCUGAAGUCUGAGUGCUGCAGUGUCCGUCACUCUUGAGUGCCACAAAAACAAACAGAAACCCAGUUUUGCUUCAAUGAGCCAAUUUUGUUUUCUUAAAAUAGAUGCUUUGUUAUUCUGCAAAUGUUUUUACAUAUUUAAAGUAGUUAUUAUUUUACAAAUUAAUAAAAUGCAGGUUGCAAUUUUUGUAGCCUAAUUCA
This is a messenger RNA of Colossoma macropomum (tambaqui), 3092 nucleotides long. RefSeq names its product TRIO and F-actin binding protein b (gene triobpb). Gene Ontology annotation, biological process: positive regulation of substrate adhesion-dependent cell spreading; actin filament organization. The coding region runs from base 423 to 2009 and encodes 528 amino acids. NCBI's taxonomy places the organism in Eukaryota, Metazoa, Chordata, Actinopteri, Characiformes, Serrasalmidae. The transcript has 13 exons. The record is from RefSeq and is a predicted model, not a curated record. Gene Ontology annotation, molecular function: actin filament binding. Gene Ontology annotation, cellular component: actin cytoskeleton.